Molecule: messenger RNA, 2261 nt
Organism: Malus domestica (apple)
Lineage: Eukaryota; Viridiplantae; Streptophyta; Magnoliopsida; Rosales; Rosaceae
Product: exocyst complex component EXO70H1-like
Biological process (GO): exocytosis
Cellular component (GO): exocyst
Molecular function (GO): phosphatidylinositol-4,5-bisphosphate binding
Source: RefSeq, a predicted model, not a curated record
CCACUCUCCAGUCCCAACCAUAACACCAACACAAUCACAGUAUCCCUCUCCCCUCCAAAUCCCACGCACAAAAGCCACCAAAUUUUCUCGAGAAACAAACAGACCCUAGACAGCUCACACCCACAAUACAAUCAUUUACAGACUGACCACCAAUUUUCUCGAGAAAAUCUAAUCCAGUCCAAUCCAGGCCAAUCGGAUUAUCAGAAUUGAAAAUGCCAAUAAAAGGAAUGAGGAGCUUGUGCUUACACUCCAAAACGCCGUCGUUGGCGGCCUACUCUUCUUCCCCUUCCAGACUAUCGGCCUACUCUUCUUCCCCUUCUAGGCCUUCCGUUUCAUUUCCAACCCGGCAGCGCUUUCCCGUGAAGAACUUCACGGACGCGAUGAUCCAGGAGAUCAUCGACAACGCCGCCGUAUUGGUCAUGAAGUGGAACCCAGACACCUCCACGUACGCCAAAGUCACUUCCUUAUUCUACGAGAGCAAAAACGAAGCCCGGCAGUUUCUCCGCUGCGUGACGGACCUCCAGAGUGCCAUGCACUACCUCGUCCAGGAGGACCCCACCUCAGAAAAACUCGUUCAGGCGCAGAGCCUCAUGCAGGUGGCAAUGAAGCGCCUCCAGAAAGAGUUCUACCAGAUCCUCUCCAUGAACCGGGAACACCUCGACCCAGAAUCAGUCUCCACCCGGUCCAGGUCCUCUAUCGCCUCGACCCGGUCCAGCAUAUCUGAUGACGACGAAGACGGCUGCGCCACCACAGACGACGACGUAAAAUUCGCCACAGACGCCAUCCUCGAAGUCGAACAGGUCUCGGCGAUCGCUAUGAACGACUUGAAAUUAAUCGCCGAGUGCAUGAUCACAUCGGGAUAUUCGAAGGAAUGCGUCCACAUCUACAAAAUCAUCAGAAAAUCGAUCAUCGACGAGGGAAUGUACAAGCUCGGAGUCGAGCGGUUCAGCUCGUCGCAGAUUGGGAAGAUGGACCGGGAGGUUCUUGAUCUGAGAAACAAGAGCUGGUUGAACGCGGUGAAAAUCUCGAUCUCCACGCUCUUCAAUGGCGAGCGAAUCCUAUGUGACCACGUGUUCGCAUCCUCUGCCUCGAUCCGCGAGUCCUGCUUCACGGACAUUACUCGCGAGGCGGCGACUUUGCUCUUCGGCUUCCCGCAAGUUCUUGUGGUGGUGAAGAGCAAGAAGAACUUGCCGUCUCUCGACAUCUUCCGCCUCCUCGACAUGUACACUGUGAUCUCCGAGAACUGGCCGGAGAUCGAAUCCAUCUUCGGCUUUGAAUCCACGGCUGCCGUCCGUUCUCAGGCGCUCAACUCGCUCAUCAAACUCAGCGUAUCGGUGCUAUCUCUGCUCUCCGAUUUCGAGUCCAUGGUCCAGAAAGACUCGUCGAAAUCCGUCCCCACCGGCGGCGGGAUCCACGAUCUGACUCUCAACGCGAUGAAUUACCUCUCGCUCCUCACAGAUUACAGCAACGUCCUCGCUGACAUUAUUACCGACUGGCCUCCGCCGGCGAAAUCAUCCCAUCCGGAAUCAUACUUCGACAGCCCCGUCUCCGACGAAGCUCCUGCACCGGCUAUCUCCGCCCGCAUGGCGUGGCUCGUCCUCGUCCUCCUCUGCAAGCUCAACGACAAGGCCAAGCACUACAAGGACGUCGCACUCUCGUACCUCUUCCUCGCCAACAAUCUCCAGCACGUAAUCUCGAAAGUCCGUACGUCGAAUCUCCAGUACCUCCUUGGCGAGGACUGGAUUUCGAAGCACGAGGCGAAAGUGCGGCAGUUCGCGGCGAACUACGAGAAAUUGGCUUGGGAGAAAGUGUUAUCUUCGCUGCCGGAUAAUCCGACGGCUCAGAUUUCUCCCGAGGAAGCGAGAUUGAUCUUCCGCAAUUUCAAUUUCGCCUUUGACGAAGCCUAUCGGAAACAAAGAACGAGUGUCGUACCCGACCCGAAACUCCGAGACGAGAUUAAAGUUUCGGUAGGGCAAAAGCUCUUUGCCGUUUACCGGGAGUUUUACAAGGCGCACAGGAUGACGGUCGGGGGCGGGAGAAGCGGGGCGCUUUAUGCCAGAAUUGCCCCUGAAGAUGUUGGAAAUCACUUAUCCGACCUGUUUUUUCCGACGGAUAGUUCUUCUUCGUCGUCGUCGUCGUCGUCUCAUCGGCGGAGCCAUUGAGACCUGAGAAUUAUAACCGGCGCUGAUUUUUUUGUCUUUUAUUUAAUCGCCGGUUUUGUGGCGAUUUUUCCAGAGGUAUGUAUUUUUUGUUUUCUUCUG